Molecule: messenger RNA, 1367 nt
Organism: Periconia digitata
Lineage: Eukaryota; Fungi; Ascomycota; Dothideomycetes; Pleosporales; Periconiaceae
Source: the annotation of a GenBank genome assembly
UCGGGCAAGAGGCUCAAAGGUACAUCCCUAGUAGCGCCUUUUUCACCCGCCCGUCCCGCCAAGCCUGCAAGCAACAGCGCUUUUCCCGCGCAACCUCCACCACCACCACCACCAGCCCUUCAAUCCCCAAGUCUCCGAGUCCCCCAGCUUCCUCACCCGCACCACUCCUCCCCCCACCACACUCCCCUCCACCUCAAUUGCUACCGCCCUCCACGAUGCUGUCCAGGUCCUCCCACACCGCCCAGACCCUGCUGCGGGGCGCAUCGCGACGAUGGGCUGCUGGCCCGUCCGUCGCCUCGCGAUCGCUGGCCACCGUCACCCAGGACAUCUUCAAGCCCACCAAGUUUGGCGGCAAAUACACCGUCACCCUCAUCCCCGGCGACGGCAUCGGCGCCGAGGUCUCCGAGUCGGUCAAGGAGAUCUUCAAGGCCGACAACGUGCCCAUUGAGUGGGAGCAGGUCAACGUGUCGGGUGUCGAGACGGGCGACAAAAACGCCGAGACGCUCUUCCGCGAGGCCAUGGCUUCGCUCAAGCGCAACAAACUCGGCCUCAAGGGUAUCCUCCACACCCCCGUCGAGCGCUCCGGUCACCAGUCCUUCAACGUCGCUCUGCGCCAGGAGCUCGACAUCUACGCCUCCAUCAUCCUCAUCAAGAACAUCCCCGGCUACGACACCCGCCACAAGAACGUCGACCUCUGCAUCAUUCGUGAGAACACCGAGGGCGAGUACUCGGGCCUCGAGCACCAGUCUGUUAGCGGCGUCGUCGAGUCGCUCAAGAUCAUUACCCGCGCAAAGUCGGAGCGCAUUGCCAAGUUCGCUUUCGCUUUCGCCCUCGCCAACAACCGCAAGAAGGUCACCUGCAUCCACAAGGCCAACAUCAUGAAGCUCGCCGACGGUCUCUUCCGCAACACCUGCAAGAAGGUCUCCGAGGACUACCCCUCGGUCGAGUACAACGACAUGAUUGUCGACAACGCCUCCAUGCAGUGCGUGUCUAGGCCACAGCAGUUCGACGUCAUGGUUAUGCCCAACUUGUAUGGAGGUAUUCUCUCCAACAUUGGCGCUGGCCUCGUCGGCGGCCCCGGUAUCGUCCCCGGCUGCAACAUGGGCCGCGAGGUCGCUGUCUUCGAGCCCGGCUGCCGUCACGUCGGUCUCGACAUCCAGGGCAAGGACCAGGCUAACCCCAGUGCCUUGAUCCUCUCUGCUGCCAUGCUCCUCCGUCACCUCGGCCUUGACGAGCAUGCUAACCGCAUCUCCCAGUCUGUCUACAAGGUCAUUGAGAACGGACAAGUACGAACACGUGACAUGGGCGGCAACUCCACCACCAACGAAUUCACCCGCGCCAUCUUGAGCGAGAUGGAGAAGGCAUGA